UCUUUCCGCUCUCUUCUCCGCCUUCAGAAAGUGAUAGCCACGGAUUGCGAGGGAGAGAGAGGGGUAUUCUGUGUCUUCUGGGUCUUCUCACUAUUCUCCCAGAGAGAACGAGAGAGUGAAGAGUGAAGGCUGAUCCGAGAGAGAGGAAGAACAGGGAACGGGAAGACGAAGAAGAAUUUGAUGCACCGAGUUGAGAUUUCAUGCAAAAAAGUGUGGGCUUCAUUGUCUUGCUGCUGUUCCUCUGUUUGUUGCUUUGUACUGUCUACGUUUCUUAUUCAGCAAUCAUCGGUGAGAACAGUAAAAAAGAAGCAUAUUCUCUCACUUCUGCUACCACUACUGUUCAUUCAAUUAAAUUAGCAAUAAUGGCGCCUAAACCAAGGAUGACAAAAAAAAGAAGGCUCUUAGAAGGUGAUCAUAGCUCAGCAGAUUUAUGUCAUGCUGCAAGUUAUAAUGAAAGUUUAUCAAGUGAGGGGAAUAUGCAAGAAAUAAAGAAUGAUCAGACUUUUGUUGCAUCUAUAGCAGAAAGUUCAUUUGACGGCGACAGCAUACAUGAUCAAAUCAUGGCAAGAACAGCUGUGAUGCCUAAACAAGGGACAAGCAGGAGAAGUCUACAGUUGCGAGUAGAUAAAAGUGUUAGUAAUUCUGAUUGUGUGCAAUAUGUGUCAGAACAAAGUCAUAAAAACAAGCGGAGAAAACCUACAUCUGCUAUAAAUUUCAACUGUGGUGCAAGUACGUCCAGCAAUCUGGAAGUCGAAAUAGCUGCUUCACACGGAAAUAGUGUUGGACAAGCAUCAUAUCAAAGAAGAAAAUGUGCUGUGAUGCCUAAACAGAGGACAGGCAGAAGAAGUCUACAGUUGCGAGCAGAUAAAAGUGUUGAUAAUUCUGAUUGUGUGAAAUAUGUGUCAGAACAAAGUCAUAAAAACAAGCGGAGAAAACCUACACCUGCUAUAAAUUUCAACUAUGGUGCAAGUACGUCCAACAAUCUAGAAGUCGAAAUAGCUGCUUCACACGGAAAUAGCAUUGGACAAGCAUCAUAUCAAAGAAGAAAAUGUGGUAUGUCAUUAACAAUUUUUUAUUAUUUUUUAUUUUUUACUUUUAGUAGUAUUUAUAACACACAUGGAUUAACAUGCUAUACUUAUUACAAUUCAUGCACAGCACUGGCCUCUACAUAUUCGGAUUUAGGAGAUAUGACUUAUGUUUGUACCGAUUGUAAUGCUUUGUUUUGGUUAAACGAAUCAAAAAAGAGAGUGUCAAAAAGAGAACCUCCGAUCUAUACGAGUUGUUGUCAGGAAGGUAGAAUCAAACUCCAAAAACCACAUCCGACACCUUCUUUUUUAGAGAAAUUGCUAGAUCCGAAUAAAGGUCCACGAAGUGUGCUCUUUAGAGAAAACAUAAGAGCUUAUAAUUCUAUGUUUGCGUUUACAUCCAUCGGAGCUAAAAUUGAUCAAACAGUCAAUGAUGGAUCAGGACCUUAUGUGUUUAAAAUUAGUGGUCAAGUACAUCAUUUGAUGGGUUCUCUUUUACCCCUAGAAGGUGAAACUCCUAAAUUUGCUCAGCUAUAUGUGUAUGACUCCCAUAACGAAAUUGCAAACCGAAUUCAGGCGGUUGACCGGAACAACAGAAACCAAAAUCUCGAUCCAAACAUUGUGCAAGGUUUAAUUAAGAUGUUUGAUGAGAAUAAUGAGUUAGUAAAGUAUUUUAGAAGCGUUAAAGAUAAAUUUGAUGAUAAUACUUUGCGUACUCUAAAUUUGACGAUCUUAGAUCAUGAAGAUAAUCGAGAAAAACAAUAUGAACAACCAACAUGUAAUGAAAUUGCUGGCUUAGUGGUUGGUGAUAUUGGAGCCCAUAAUUCAAACAAAGACGUUGUGGCAGAAAUGCAUGACGGAGGUUUAAAACGAAUAUCAAAAAUACAUCCGAAAUUCAUGUCUUUUCAAUAUCCAAUUCUUUUUCCAUUUGGUGAAGAUGGUUAUAAAAUAGACCUUAAGAUGUUACCUCCUAAAGGAAAACGACAAGCUAAGCGUGAUAAAGUCUCUAUGCCAAACUUUAUAACAUAUCAAAUUCAAGAGAGAUAUAAUCAGUCUGAUACUCUGUUGAAAGGGGGUAGAUUAUUUCAACAAUUUUUAGUUGAUUCUUACGCAACUAUUGAAGAAAAUCAACUGGAUUAUAUUAGGAGAAAUCAAAAAAGCAUGAGGAGUAAUGCUUACAAGGGUAUAUGUGAUGCUGUGUCAAGGGGUGAUAAUAACGGUCGCAAUUUAGGACAAAAAAUUAUUUUGCCGAGCUCAUAUACUGGAAGUCCUAGAUAUAUGAUGAAUAAUUAUCAAGAUGCCAUGGCGAUCUGCCAACAUUAUGGUCAUCCUGAUUUAUUUAUAACUUUCACCUGUAAUGUAAAAUGGCCUGAAAUUUUAAGAGUGUUUGAAAAUAAACCAGGCUUUAAACCAGAAGAUAGACCAGAUAUUGUGUCGAGAAUUUUCAAAAUGAAAAAUGAGGACCUAUCGCUUAUGUCAAAUCCGGCAAACCAUUUGGAGAAAUCGAAGCAGGUAAAUUUUCUUUAUCUACUAUUGUGUGAUUAUAUUUAG
This is a messenger RNA of Rosa chinensis, 2576 nucleotides long. RefSeq lists its product as uncharacterized. The record is from RefSeq and is a predicted model, not a curated record. The transcript is spliced from 6 exons. The coding region runs from base 201 to 2576 and encodes 791 amino acids. NCBI's taxonomy places the organism in Eukaryota, Viridiplantae, Streptophyta, Magnoliopsida, Rosales, Rosaceae.